This is a messenger RNA of Limanda limanda (common dab), 2979 nucleotides long. RefSeq lists its product as uncharacterized. The transcript has 13 exons. The record is from RefSeq and is a predicted model, not a curated record. Lineage: Eukaryota; Metazoa; Chordata; Actinopteri; Pleuronectiformes; Pleuronectidae. Bases 489 to 2807 code for a protein of 772 amino acids.
CGAACGGGAUGCUGCUUAGCUUCGGGUUAGCUUCGGGUUAGCUUAGCCUAGCCUAGCUUAGCUCCGGUAACGGUCCCGGCUCCUGCAGCUUCUCUUGUGUCGCGAUGACGUGACGCGGCGGCAGGCUCAGCUCGCGGGGCCGGGGAGAGGGGCUCGUUGCUCGGGUUAGCUGGCCGUGCUAGCUCCUGGUCGCGGUUCACCAGGAGCUAUCCUCCGGGGACACAGACAAGCAGCGGCCGGUCCGAGUCCCGGUGGACCCGAACCCGAACCCGAACCCGAACCCGGACCCGGACCCGGACAGGAUGGACUAGCAGCAGGAGAGCCGGGGAGCUCCGGGUGGAGUUAGCAUCAGGCCUGAACACCAACACUGCUUCCUCCCUUCCUUCCUCCCUCCUUUCCUCCCUCCCUUGGUCACUUCCUCCCUCCCUCCCUUGGUCACUUCAUCCCUCCCUUCCUUGGUCACUUCCUUGGUCACUUCCUCCCUCACGAUGGAGUCCGGCCUCAACCCGCUGCCACAGUUCCCGGAGAACUCGUAUAAAAUGACCGAGGAGGACGUGAAGCGGCUGAUCGAGUUCCGGGCGUCCAACGAGGCUCUGUUCACCGGGAAGAGGAACUCGGCCAAGAUAGCGUGGAGCACCAUCCUGAAGGGCCUGGGUCUGGAGGGGAAGCUGACCGCCGACCAGAUCGCCAAGAAGUGGGACAACCUGCGGACCAAGUACAAGGACCUGAAGCAGCCCUACCAGGGGCAGGACAGCCUGGGGGGGGUGGUGGAGUCCUGGCCCUGGUUCCACAUCAUGGAUGAAGCCAUGCAGGGUCGACUCUACAACAGCAGCCUGGUGCUCGGCCUGGAGCCCGCCCCCUGCACUGGUCACCGCGGCAACAGCCAGUCCAGCCAGUCGCAGGAGAACACGGACAUCCUGGAGUUCCUCAUCAAGACGGAGAUGGAGGACUCGGUGGCAGCGGAGACGGUGGAGGACGAUGGGCUGGGUCCCACGGAGGCUCCGCCCACAGAGGGAGUGCCCAUGGGCUGGAGGAGGAUGACCGAGUGCUCGUAUAAAAUGACUGAACCAGAAACCGAGCGAAUGAUCAAACUCCGAGCUGCGAACGAAGCGCUCUUCACCGGCAGGAAACAUUCAGCCAAGCCGGCCUGGAGAGCCAUUCUGUACGAGCUGGGUCUUCAGGGGAAGCUGACCACGGAUCAGUUGGCCAAGAAGUGGGACAACCUGAAGAGGAGGUACAAGGAGCUGAAGUUUCCUGCUCGAGGGGUGGAGACCAACCCCAGCUCCUGGCCCUGGUUCUACCGGAUGAACGACGCCAUGGAGGGACGCUUCGCCACCGUCGCUCCCAUCCUCACGCCCAUCGUGGAGGACGAAGAUGAAGACUGCGAGCCUCUGUCCCCGGCGCCCAAGAAACGUGCCCGCCGGAGCCGGGGGGGGAUGGCGGAGUUCCUGACGGAGUCGGAGAUGGACCUGCUGGUGGACCACGAGGAGAAGAAUGGCUCCACCGCGCUGGGAGAGCUGCACCGGAUGUCGGAGUUCACCUACAAAUUGACAGAAGACGACACCCGGCGACUGAUCGAGUUACGAGCUGCUAACGAGUCUCUGUUCACCGGGAGGAGAAACACUGCGAAGCCGGCCUGGAGGGGGAUCGUGAAGGAGCUGGGUCUGACCGGCAGGAUGACCCCAGACCAGGUCGCCAAGAAGUGGGACAACCUGAAGACCAAGUUCAAGGACCUGAAGUUCCCCCCCCGGGGCAUGGAGAACCAGAGCAGCCCGGCCUCGUGGCCCUGGUUCCCCCUGAUGAGCGACGCCCUGGAGGGACGUCUGUCGGGCCGAGCGCCCAAGGUCACGCCCAUCUGGAGCCAUGAGGAGGACGCCGUGUUCGGCUCGUCUCCUCCCGACAGGGACGGCGUGCUGGCGGAGAGGAGCGGCGUGUCGGAGCUGGAGGGCGUGGUCGGGGGGGGGGGGGACACCGAGUCCGACGGGAACGUCACCUACAUCGACGCCAGCGGAGAGGAGUGUUCGACGCCCUCGGACCUCUCGUACAAAAUGAGCGACCAGGACACCAGGACCAUGAUCCGACUGCGAGCCGCUAACGAGGGCUUGUUCACCGGGAGGAGGAACGCUGCCAAGGCCGCCUGGAAGGCCAUCCUGAAGGAGCUGGGGCUGCAGGGGAAGGUCUCGACCUAUCAGAUGGCAAAGAAGUGGGACAACCUGAAGAGGAGAUACAAGGAUCUGAAGUACCCUCCUGUCGGGAUGGAGAGUGUAGCAGACAGCGCCUCCUCCUGGCCGUGGUUUCACCUGAUGAAUGACGCCAUGGAGGGCCGGCUGGCCAGCAGCGCCCCCCUCCUCGCUCCCGUCACCCAGGACGACGACCAGCAGCUCGACCCCGCCCCUAGACACAGGUCCCGCCACGUCCCUCCUCCUCCUCCUCCACCCGCCCCCCCCUCUGACUACGGCCAGGAGGCGUUCUGCGACGGCGCCGAGCAGAACCAGCGGAGCGCGGAGGCGUGCGAGGGGCCGCUGGGAGGACUGGACCGGGAGUGGGAGAUGGUGGAGAGAGAGAGAACAGCGCUGGAGCAGGAGAGGGAGAUGGUGGAGAGAGACAGGGCGGCGGUGGAGAGAGAGAGGGCGGCGGUGCAGGCAGAGAGGCUGUGGCUGGAGAGAGAGAGGGCGGCGGUGGAGCGGGACCGAGCCAUGGUGGAGCAGGAGAGGGCGGCGCUGUGCAGAGAGAGGGAGGGGCUAGACCAGAGAGCCCUGAUGCUGAGCCCGGUCGGACCCUCCGGACACCUCAACGCCCUGAUGUAGACCACCUGCCGGGGGGGGUGGAGCUCGUCCCUGUAGAGGCUGCUGGUCUGUGGAGGUCUGGACCUCCUGCUGUGAGGAGGAGGUCAGAGGAGGCGUGGAGCUGCUGCUCGCUGGCGAGCGCCGGCUGGAUGGUGGCUGCUGGUCGUCCACACGGAGCCGGGACCUCACUGGA